AUGCCGAAAGUACUACGCAAAACGUACGAUCUGACACGCUCCAUCAACAAACGUCGACGCAUUAGAACCACAGGCACACCCAUGCUCGAACUACCAGCAGAGAUUCUCCUCCUUACCUUCAAAAGCAUCGAACAUCCCUACGACCAAAUAGCAUUCAUGCUCAGCUGCAAACACCUCGCCAAAAUAGGUACCGAUGUCAAGCUCAACAAGCAGAUGUUCGAUGAACAGCCUGAUUUCGGAAAGAGAAGGUUUCGAGCGUACUCUCACUCUAUGCUUGUUCGGAAGAUGUACAAGUGGGGUUUCAUCAGCAAGGAUUUGCAGUUUUGUCAAGGCUGUGUCAAGUACCUCCCGAAGAAUCGUAUCUGGAGAGAUAGCUAUGGUAUACCAUUGAAAGAUAUGGAGUAUGUGGAUUGGAUGUGGGCGAUUAAUCGGUGGAUCAGAGGAGGAGCAUUUUGUCCAACUUGCCAGGUCGGUCAUGUUGUGGAGGGGAGAGAUUGGUUACAGAGUCAGGCUGAAGGGCUUGAAGGUGGAGUCUUGGUGAGGCGAAGACUGAGGGUGAGAAGAGAGGAAAGAGCAGAACAAGGGUCAUGA
This is a messenger RNA of Lithohypha guttulata, 591 nucleotides long. RefSeq lists its product as uncharacterized. The coding region runs from base 1 to 591 and encodes 196 amino acids. NCBI's taxonomy places the organism in Eukaryota, Fungi, Ascomycota, Eurotiomycetes, Chaetothyriales, Trichomeriaceae. The record is from RefSeq and is a predicted model, not a curated record. The transcript has a single exon.